This is a messenger RNA of Syngnathus typhle (broad-nosed pipefish), 1389 nucleotides long. It is a transcript of the gene gps2, whose product is annotated as G protein pathway suppressor 2. Gene Ontology annotation, molecular function: transcription coregulator activity. The transcript is spliced from 11 exons. Lineage: Eukaryota; Metazoa; Chordata; Actinopteri; Syngnathiformes; Syngnathidae. Gene Ontology annotation, cellular component: transcription regulator complex. The record is from RefSeq and is a predicted model, not a curated record. Bases 204 to 1202 code for a protein of 332 amino acids. Gene Ontology annotation, biological process: regulation of transcription by RNA polymerase II.
UUCCCAGAACGCAUCAGACACCAGAAGUGCGUUUUCGUUGUCAUCGCUCCGUUUAUCGUUAGCGGCGAAAUGUUCUUUUAUGGAAAAUCCAAACAUCAAGACUAGAAUAUAGUUAAACAAUCAACCGAGCACGCGUUUAAGGACACGCACGACGUCAAAAGUGUGCUGUUGCCUUCUAGCUGGCCCCUCCACUGACUGUCACCAUGCCCGCCCUGCUGGAGAGACCCAAGCUGUCCAACGCGAUGGCCCGCGCCCUCCACAAGCACAUCAUGAGGGAGCGAGAGCGUAAGCGACAAGAGGAGGAGGAGGUGGACAAGAUGAUGGAGCAGAAGAUGAAGGAGGAGGAGGAGAGGAAGAGAACCAAGGAGAUUGAGGAGAGGAUGUCCUUAGAGGAAACCAAAGAACAGGUGAUGAAGAUGGGCGAAAAGCUUCAAGGGCUCCAAGAGGAGAAACAUCAGCUUUUUUUGCAACUCAAGAAAGUCCUCCAUGAAGAAGAGAAAAGACGACGCAAGGAGCAAAGUGACAUCACCACGUUGACGUCGGCCAGCUACCAGGCUAGCCUUCCCAUGCAUGCUGGCCAGCACCUCCUCAAUAUUCAGGGCAGUCCCGUCAGCCACAGUCGACCCGGCGCGCUGCUAGGAGAUCGGAGCAAGCAGCUUUUCCAGAGCGCUGUUCUUCCUACACGUCACUAUCAAACGCCUGCAUUCAGUUCGGGUUCAGCGGAGCACGGCCAAUUCAGUGGGGCCCAGGCGGUCCACGAGUCCUACGGGGUGGCGCAGGCCCAGCAUCCCGCCACCUACGCUCCCGGACCGUCCGUGCCAGUCAGCUUCGCCAGCGGCUCUCAGAUCCGAGGAGCGUCCGCCUUUCAGGCCAUGCAGUAUCUGCCCCACCAACAGCCUGCCUACCCGGUCCACAGUCACUUUACCUCCCAACCUGGCUACAUCCCUGGUGCCGGAAUCCCUCUCCAGAAGCAGUUGGAACACGCCAAUCAGCAGUCGGGCUUUACCGACGCGGGUGCCCUGAGGCCCAUGCACCCGACCGCCAUGCAUCCAUCUGCUCAAGGCUUGCUGCCUACACCAUCCAUGGCCGUCCAGAUUCCCACAGCAAAGGCCGCGUUCCAGAGCUCGCCGCAGGCUGCGCCACGCCACGGCUUCCUGCCCCACACCCAGAGCGGCCAGAGGUUUUACCACCACGCCAAGUGACCCAUUUCAAGUGGUCCUAAAAUUUGGAGUUUGGACUUUUGUUUUUGACAUGUCGUUCACGCGCGGUAUCUCUCAUGGGAGGAGUAUUGAAUACCCCCUACCCCGUUUUCUUUAUUGUAAGCUUGUGUACACUUUAUGUUACGACAAUUUAUUUUACUGUAUAUUGCUUAAUAAAAUGUUGAGCAUG